Messenger RNA from Desarmillaria tabescens, 1225 nucleotides. Its product is annotated as P-loop containing nucleoside triphosphate hydrolase protein. The transcript is spliced from 5 exons. Lineage: Eukaryota; Fungi; Basidiomycota; Agaricomycetes; Agaricales; Physalacriaceae. The record is from RefSeq and is a predicted model, not a curated record. The coding region runs from base 95 to 1018 and encodes 307 amino acids.
GGCUGCUUUGAGCGGAGAAUUUCGGAGUUUCCAUUUGGGCUUCUUCCAUCGGCCCGGCGGUCCGUCCACAGCUAAGUAGAGUAUCUCACUUCCCAUGUCGCUACCAGCUGCUGUGGAACUGAUAUCAAAACACAUUCUGGCGCGCGUAUCUGCUGGUAGUAAGAAGCCAAUCUUCGCUGCCAUCCAGGGCCCUCAAGGUUCUGGGAAAUCGUACCUUACUGGCCUAACACAAAAGCUCCUUACUGAUUCACCGCAUCUACUUCGAGUUGCCGUACUAUCGAUAGAUGAUAUCUAUCUUUCUCACGACGAACUUGUCUCCCUUGCCCUCCAGCAUCCCUCUAACCCUCUCUGGAAAGGAAGAGGACAACCUGGUACUCACGAUGUUGCACUGGGUGUUCGAGUACUACAGUCUCUGAAGGAAGGACGUGAGGCGGUUGAUAUACCCAGGUUUGACAAGAGCCUGUUUAAUGGCGAAGGCGAUAGACUUCCUAUGGAUGGAAGCAAUUCCGUGGAACCUCCUGUAGACGUCGUCAUCAUGGAAGGCUGGUGUUUGGGGUUCUAUCCUAUCUCGCAAGCAAGACUAGCCGAAAAAUGGGACGGGAUAUGGAAAGAACAGAAAAUCGCAUUAGCUCUGCAGGACGAACUACUAGGAUCCAAGGAUUGUUUGCAAGAUAUCAAUCUGGCUUUGAAGUCUUAUAUUGAUUUAUGGGCUUUCUUUGACGUUUUCGUUCAGAUUCAACCAACGCCGCUCACCCGAAGCCACUCACCAUACUCGGUAAUAUACCAGUGGCGCCUUGAACAGGAACACUUUAUGAAGGCUAGCAACGGCGGCAAAGGGAUGUCUGACGAUGCCGUCAAAUUAUUCGUGGACCGAUACAUUCCCGGCUAUGUUUUCUUUGGCCAGGGCGUUACCGAAGGGUUCACCGACAACGGACCUUGUUUACCGCCGUGGUUAGGGAACGGACUUCGGAUUAUCGUCGAUGAAAAGAGGCAGGUCACGGAAGUUCAACAGUUCUGAUACCAGUUUGAUACCUCACCUGUAUGGGCUGUGAUGCGCGGGGGCUCGCGAUCAUCAAUAUAUUCAUCAAUGGAUAACCCGGACAACUCGGAAAAGCGCUGCUUAUAGAUUACGCGCAGCAUUCAAUGUUAUAAUCCCUCGCAGAUUCUACUGCGCCCGAGACCGUAAGCCCGAUCUAUGCCGAUGGCGUCGCGCCCGUUCACUUUU